AUGCCUUCUUCAUUAGAUCAACUCAAAGCUUCUGGCACCACCGUUGUCUCUGACUCUGGUGACUUUGCUUCCAUUGCCAAAUACCAACCACAAGAUGCCACCACCAACCCAUCGUUGAUCCUCGCUGCCUCCAAAAAGGCUGAAUACGCCAAGCUCAUCGAUACCGCAGUCGCAUUCGGAAAGGAGGUCGACGGUGACCUCGAAAAGAAGACUGAUGCCACUCUCGAUCGUCUUCUCGUCGAGUUUGGUAAGGAAAUCUUGAAGAUCGUUCCAGGAAAGGUUUCAACCGAGGUUGAUGCUCGUUUCUCUUUCGACACCAAGGCCACCAUCAACAAGGCCCUCAGAAUUAUUGACCUUUACAAGGAGCAAGGUAUCGAUAAGUCCCGCAUCUUGAUCAAGAUUGCUUCCACCUGGGAAGGUAUUCAAGCCGCCCGUGUCCUCCAACGCGACCACGGAAUCAACUGCAACCUUACUCUCCUCUUCUCCAAAUCCCAAGCCGUUGCUUGUGCCGAAGCCGGUGCUUUCCUCAUCUCUCCAUUCGUCGGCCGUAUCCUCGAUUGGUACAAGGCCUCUACCGGAAAGACCUACUCCGCCCAAGAAGACCCAGGUGUCGAGUCCGUUAAGGCUAUCUUCGACUACUACAAGAAGUACGGAUACAAGACCAUUGUUAUGGGAGCUUCUUUCCGUAACGUUGGUGAAAUCACUGAGCUUGCUGGAUGUGAUUACCUCACCAUCUCACCAAACUUGUUGGAGGAGUUGAUGAACUCCGAAGAGGCCGUCCCUAAGAAGUUGAUCGCUGAGAACGCUAGCAGUUUGGAUAUCGAGAAAUUGACCUACAUUGAUGAUGAGGCCGAGUUCAGAUUUGCAUUCAACGAAGAUGCUAUGGCUGUUGAGAAGUUGAGAGAGGGUAUCAGCAAGUUUGCUGCUGAUGCCGUUACCUUGAAGGAUAUCUUGAAGGCUAAGUUGCAAUAA
Messenger RNA from Botrytis byssoidea, 972 nucleotides. RefSeq lists its product as uncharacterized. The record is from RefSeq and is a predicted model, not a curated record. The transcript has 5 exons. Lineage: Eukaryota; Fungi; Ascomycota; Leotiomycetes; Helotiales; Sclerotiniaceae. Gene Ontology annotation, cellular component: intracellular anatomical structure; cytoplasm. Gene Ontology annotation, biological process: pentose-phosphate shunt, non-oxidative branch; pentose-phosphate shunt; carbohydrate metabolic process. The coding region runs from base 1 to 972 and encodes 323 amino acids. Gene Ontology annotation, molecular function: transaldolase activity.